Molecule: messenger RNA, 963 nt
Organism: Momordica charantia (bitter melon)
Lineage: Eukaryota; Viridiplantae; Streptophyta; Magnoliopsida; Cucurbitales; Cucurbitaceae
Source: RefSeq, a predicted model, not a curated record
AUGGAGAGGCCAAGGAAGCUCAUCAGAGCAUCAGUUUACAGGUUUCUUCAGAAUUAUCAGUUCUUCACCUCGAUUGCAGCUGUCCUGGCAUUCCCAUAUGCCAUCUCUGUUCUUCUUUCUCAGGCUCUUCUUCUUCCUUCCUCUUCUCUUCUUCCAUUUACUUCCAAUCACUUGAAAACUCUCUUUGAUGCAGCUGGGUUCCCCACUUCUUCAAAAUUCUUCUCAGUUCUCAUUCUAAAGCUCUCUCAAACCAUAGCUUCAUCCAUCUAUUCUCUACCCUUUUCUCUUACCUUCCUUCUGAUUUCUAAGGCCUCUGUAAUUCAAGCUCUCAAUCAGCAGAAACCCAAUUUGCUGCCUUCGUUUUCUUCCAUUGUAGCCCUUUACGAUCCUCUUUUUAUAACCCAUCUCUGCAAUUUCUUCGUCUUCGUCUCUGCCAAUGCAACAGUGUUUUUUCUGCUCUUUUUCGCCUUUAAUUGCCUCGAGGGAUUUGGGUAUUUUUCCCUCAAUUGCCUCCUUUUGGUUUCAGCUGCUGGGGCUUUUCUGUAUUCAGUAGUAAUUGCCAAAGCCAUCAUAAUAUGUAAUUUAGCUUCGAUUUUGUCGGGUAUGGAGAGGAGUGGAGGAUUCAUAGCGAUUCUCAAGGCUUGUGUUUUGAUUCAGGGGAGCAGCGCCACGGCGCUGUCGGUGGCCCUGCCUUUCAAUCUGGGCAUGGCAGCCAUCGAAGCCCUGUUCCAGUACAGAGUAGUACAAACUUACCAUGUGAGGGAGAGAUUGGGAGCUUCGAUGGUGGUGGAAGGAAUGUUUGUCGCCUAUUUGUACUCGGUUUUUGUGGUGCUCGACGCCAUUGUUAAUACCAUGUUCUACAAAAGUUGCAGAGCGGGUUCUCGAAUCUCUAUUUGGAUGGAUAUUGCUGAGAAGGACAAUGAAGUUCGCAACCAAUUGAAGGAUCUGGAAGAACUUCCAUGA